This is a messenger RNA of Lepus europaeus (European hare), 1536 nucleotides long. It is a transcript of the gene CIAO1, whose product is annotated as cytosolic iron-sulfur assembly component 1. The transcript has 7 exons. Gene Ontology annotation, biological process: iron-sulfur cluster assembly. Gene Ontology annotation, cellular component: cytosolic [4Fe-4S] assembly targeting complex. Bases 127 to 1146 code for a protein of 339 amino acids. Gene Ontology annotation, molecular function: protein binding. The record is from RefSeq and is a predicted model, not a curated record. Lineage: Eukaryota; Metazoa; Chordata; Mammalia; Lagomorpha; Leporidae.
UCGGCCGGAAGCUGGACCUGUGGGUGGCUGUGGAAGCUGGAGUGGGCGUCGCGGAGGCUCGCGCGCCUGUAGCAGCGGUCGGCGCGGCUGACUGCCCACCUCCUCCUAACCCUGCGCCCCGUCGCCAUGAAGGAUUCUCUGGUGCUGCUGAGCCGUGUCUCGGCGCACCCGGACUCCCGCUGCUGGUUCCUGGCCUGGAACCCUGCGGGGACUCUGCUGGCCUCGUGCGGUGGCGACCGUAGAAUCCGCAUCUGGGGCACCGAAGGUGACAGCUGGAUCUGCAAGUCUGUCCUUUCUGAAGGCCACCAGCGCACCGUGCGGAAGGUGGCCUGGUCUCCCUGUGGGAACUACCUGGCCUCUGCCAGCUUUGAUGCUACCACCUGCAUUUGGAAGAAGAACCAGGAUGACUUUGAGUGUGUAACCACGCUUGAGGGCCAUGAAAACGAGGUCAAGUCAGUGGCUUGGGCCCCGUCUGGCAACCUGCUGGCCACCUGCAGCCGAGACAAGAGUGUGUGGGUCUGGGAAGUGGACGAAGAGGAUGAGUAUGAAUGUGUCAGUGUCCUCAACUCCCAUACACAGGACGUCAAGCACGUGGUUUGGCACCCGAGUCAGGAGCUGUUAGCCUCUGCCAGCUACGACGACACAGUGAAGCUCUAUCGGGAGGAAGAGGAUGACUGGGUGUGCUGUGCCACCCUGGAGGGCCAUGAGUCUACCGUGUGGAGCUUGGCCUUUGACCCCAGCGGCCAGCGCCUGGCAUCCUGCAGUGAUGACCGAACCGUGCGAAUCUGGCGCCAGUAUCUGCCAGGCAACGAGCAAGGGCUGGUGUGCAGCGGCUCUGCCCCCAGCUGGAAGUGUGUCUGCACUUUGUCUGGCUUCCACUCCAGGGCCAUUUACGACAUUGCCUGGUGUCAGCUGACCGGGGCCCUGGCUACAGCUUGUGGGGACGAUGCCAUCCGGGUAUUUGAGGAGGAUCCCAGCUCGGACCCACAGCAGCCCACCUUCUCCCUGACGGCCCAUUUGCGCCAGGCCCAUUCCCAGGAUGUCAACUGCGUGGCCUGGAACCCCAAGGAGCGGGGGCUGCUGGCCUCCUGCAGUGAUGAUGGGGAGGUGGCCUUCUGGAAGUACCAGCAACCUGAAGGCCUCUGAGCUGCCUGGACUUCGGCGUCACGGUCCCUGAGAAAGUGUGAUGAGACUUUGCCAGUCCCAGGAGGGCCUGGAGGAGCAUCCUGGACCGUGAUUCAAUUUGGCUGGCUUCUCUGCAGACUCCAGAAGAGGCCUGGAGCCGCACAGUGGCUGGCUUUUCCCCGCCUUUGACACGAGGCCCUCAGUAAAGAGCUACAGAAUACCAGUCCAUUUUUGUUAUCCCACAGAGUUUGCUUGCUUUGGGAUACAAUGUUAAAUUUGGGUGGGUGGGGAGUAUACUAUUUGUGUGUGUGUGUGUGUGUGUAUACAAGGGUAUGUCAGAAAGUUCCCAGAGAUUGUAUAUUGUGAAAAGAUCAUUGGUUUCAAAAAAAAAUUUUUGCACCAAAAUAAACA